AUGGAACUCAAUAAGGCUGGGAAUGGAGAGUGUCUUAAAGUUUUGAAGGAAAUGGCGAACGAUAUUGGGCCAGUUAAGGUGGCCUCUUUUGUUCCAGUAGCUUCUGUUAGGGCUAAUUUGCAUUUGGAUUAUGCGAGGGACGUCGCUCAGGGAGAUAAAGAUGAUUUGACUCAACAGCUGUCUGAGGAGACUUCGUCUACAAUUGCAGUGAUCAUGGAGGGGAAGGGGAAGAUUGAUGGUGGGAUAUUAGAAGAAAUGGGAAUGUUUGAAAAAAGGGGUAAUUUUCGUGAAGACUUCGACACAGGCUAUCACGAUAUAGAUGGAGAUUUUCAGGCAAAGAUGGCUUUAGAUGAUGAGGCAAGGCUAAUGGCGUACGACGACUGUGGUAAUUCUGGAAGUGGUUCUGAGAAUUUGCUUCGUUGUUGUGAUAUUGGCAGUCAUGACAUUGUUCCUAUUGACGACGUGUAUGGUGAUGUGGCCAAUCUACUCGGUGUGGGGGAAAUGAAUGGGAGGAUGAAAAAUUCACUGGAAUACCGACGUUGUGAUAACCAGGGUUAUGUUGAGUUCUGGAGGAGACAUGCAGGGGGACAGAUUGGAGUCGGGGAAGGAUGA
Molecule: messenger RNA, 612 nt
Organism: Ilex paraguariensis (yerba mate)
Lineage: Eukaryota; Viridiplantae; Streptophyta; Magnoliopsida; Aquifoliales; Aquifoliaceae
Source: the annotation of a GenBank genome assembly